AUGUCUAGUCCAUCGCUGUGUGCGAAUGGCUAUGCUAUUAUUCGGCGUUUGAAGCAGAAACCUGAACACAACGGCACGAAAGUGAAACUGGUCUCACGAGAGGAGAAGGAGAGCGGCUGCAGCUGGGUGUGCCGGACGAUUGAUGAGAGGACGUUCAGAGUCAAAGAGAUGAACCUCUACCCGUGGAUAGGUGAUAUAGGGGAAGCUACAGUUCAUGAGGACCAAACGAAGGCACCCAGAGAUCGCAAACGCAAUGCCGAGAAACACAGCGAGUCCAUCCCAGAACUUCGCAACUUGAAGACCUUUGUCAUCAACUUGAAGAGAAGAGAAGAUCGUCGUAAGAACAUCGAGGAGCUCUGCCAAAAGUUGCAGCUCGACUACGAGAUUGUGGAGGCAUGUGAUGGGCAAGAAGUCCGAAACUCACCUGGCGCCAAGUUCGAGAUCCAAAGAAUCCAAAGAAUCCGAAAGAAGGACGAAAAGGACGAAAGGCGUCCAAAGUCCUCCAGAGCACCAAAGACUUCAAGGCAAUCAGGAGGAUCAUCACCCGCGUCCAAAGCAGGAUCAUCGUCUGCCUCAAAGAGGAUGAAAGUGAAAAAAACAAAAAGGGAUGUCACAGCAAAAAAAGCAGCAGCUUUGCAGUUGACCAGGACUCAACGUGCACAAGCUGCAAAGAAAAUUGCUGCGAGAGUUACUCCUGGGGAGAAGCCAAAGGGUGACGUUGCUCCUAGAGGUUUCAGCGGUCUUCAGCAAAGGUCAUGGCUCACGAAGUUUAAGUGGAAAGGGGAGUCACGAGAACAACUGAUGAACAUGGCCAUGCACCGGGUGAAGUCCUCUGACCUGGCCAAGAAGGGCCACGAGCUCUGGGGUGCCGUUGGAUGCAGUGUAUCGCACCAGGUUGUGCUCAACAAGAUUCUUGAGGAUCCGACGCUUCAAUAUGCCCUGAUCCUGGAAGACGACUGCAUCCUCGGGACCUCUUCUGCAGAAGAACUUACACGUACCUUCAACACCAACAUGAGAGAGAUCUCUCAGAGCUAUCCUGAGUGGCAAUUGAUCUACCUCGGCGGUAGCGUUUGCACGGCAGUUAAGAAGAAAGAGCAAGCCGAGUGGAAGAUCAACGAACACGUGAUGCGCGCGUAUGCAGUCUAUUUGACCCAUGCCUUCGUGAUCAAGAGGGAGCUGAUCCCUGAGAUUCUGGAGAAUCUUCGAAAGGGCUUUGCAGCAGAUGCUGCAUUGGUGAGAUGGUCCAAGAAAGUAUGGAGGGAAGAGAACGAUCAGUGCAACCAGUGCUUCCUUUUCGAGCCGCAGCUCUUGAAACAGCCUGGCAACGACAAUCGCUGGAAAGAUAGCGACAUCUUCGUAGAUGGGAUUCAUUUCAAGCAAGCUUUUGAAGAGAAAGGAGGGGAGUACUCCUUCAGCAGAGCAUGUGAGUUGCGCACCAGGAUCAAGAAGCAGACCAUAGCUCGUAAGGAUGAUGUGAACGACCAGCAAACGGUGUAUUGCAUGAACGAGGACACCGAUGAAGAUGCCAAGCACAUAGCAGACAUGGAGAAAGUGAGGGAGCUGGAGGCGAAGAAGAAGAAGGCGAAGAAGCAAGAAGAGGAGGAAAGGAAGAGGAAAGAGUUGGUCAAGAAGGAAGAGGAGGAAGGGAAAAAGAAAAAGACAAUCAAGAAAGAAGAGGAGCGAAGAAAGUCUCAGAUUCCCGAAAUGAAGAAAGAAAAGGCGGAGGCGGAAAAGGCAAAAAAAACAAUCAAAUCUGAACAAACCAAGCAAGCAAAAAAGGAAACGGAAGAGGCACAGUCGGCUCGACCCAACCCGAAACACUCCAAAAAGGCUUCAGUGUUCGAACCUGCUGAGUUAGAAGAGUGGUGGGAGGGUGACAGCUAUGUCUAUCAAGAAGAGACAUAUGCGAAGGAAGAUAAGGAAUGGGAGGAGCAGGAGACGCUGCAACCAUCAGCUCCUGGCCUUGAGAGCAAGGUGCUGCAACUACUGAAGAGACAGCAGGAGGACGCGGAUUUCCUCAAAGCCAUUCAGAAUGCAGGGAAUCAAAAGAUGGAGAUGCAGAAGCUCUUUACAAGGAAGAGAAAAGAUCCCAUCGAAGCUCUUCAAGAGCAAAUGCGGGGCAUUAUGGAAGGUGCUCAGCUGAACCUUCGCAUGAACCGCGCUGCGCUGGCUGCGGUCGUAUCUUCGGCGGUGGAAGAUGGCAUGGUGAAGCGGCUGCGCGCCACCGUAGAGAAACUCCAGCAGAAGGGCUUUUAUGAGUCAUAUCGCAACAAGCUGGUCGAUUGCUUCAUGUGCGCCUUGGAGUACCAUUUUCACGUACCAGAAGACGAUUUGAAGAGACUGGAGGCAGCUAUGCGGCCUGAGAUGAGCAAUGAGAUUGCAAAAGAGUUGCAGGAGUACCUGGGCAAAGGCCCAUGCGCUCCUGUUGGAAUUGUGGUUGAGGCCGGUACAGGUCUUCUCUCGACAUUGCUAAAGAACGUAAAGGCAGCCACCUCUCAGCUGCAAACCGUCGAAAUUUUUCAACGAGAACAGUUGGCUUUGAUCGAGGAAGGCCGAAGAAAGGAACCAGAAGCCGCAACAUCUUCACGCCCCAGUCCACCCAGUUCUCCAGCCUAUACCCCCUCUGACUUGUCAGGUGCUCCAGCUGCAGCUAGUGCACGUGCUCCGCCCAAGCACUCUGAAGUUCCAACGCCGUCGGCAGGUGCAAAGCGGAAGGAUCUGCCUACAACGUCAACUCGUGACAGUGGUCCACAGCCAAAACGCCUUCGACGUUGUUCGUCCAUGGAACCAGGUUCCGAGACUUCAUCAGAGCCGAUGCGCAAGAAGCUUCUGGCGAUGAGUGUCAAAGAACUACGAGAAAAGGCAAACGAGCUGAAGAUUCCACCUCAUCUUUGUAUGGCUUGCCUGGAAAAGGCUGACUUGGUAGAGGCCCUUAGCUUCCGAUGCGAAGCUGAUUUGUUGUUGCUCAGGAUGUCCGUUUAG
Molecule: messenger RNA, 2982 nt
Organism: Cladocopium goreaui
Lineage: Eukaryota; Dinophyceae; Suessiales; Symbiodiniaceae
Source: the annotation of a GenBank genome assembly